Messenger RNA from Microstroma glucosiphilum, 2402 nucleotides. Its product is annotated as HECT-domain-containing protein. Gene Ontology annotation, biological process: proteasome-mediated ubiquitin-dependent protein catabolic process; protein polyubiquitination; positive regulation of protein catabolic process. Gene Ontology annotation, molecular function: ubiquitin protein ligase activity. The annotation marks the transcript as partial. Lineage: Eukaryota; Fungi; Basidiomycota; Exobasidiomycetes; Microstromatales; Microstromataceae. The transcript has 5 exons. The record is from RefSeq and is a predicted model, not a curated record.
CACCACCACCACCACAGGACAUCGAGCAUGGUAUUCUAGAAACAUCAUCCACAGCCUACGUUCAGACCAUACCAUCAAGCUACAUCCCGCCCCCCGUCUUCGUCGUCAUCGUCUGCUGCUCCACCGGUCGUAUUUGCACUGGGCGGCGAGUCACAUCACAGUAGAUCACAGACCAUGCCAAACACACCGCCUCAGGAAGGCAGCAAUGGGCUUCCACCGUUUUCAACCAUCAUCAAUGUCCCCACUGGCGGCCUUCCAGGCCUCGCACUACCCUCUUCCUCGGCUUCAUCACAGCCGGGACCCUCAAAUAGCGCAUCAGCAUCAGCACCAGCCUCAGCAGAUGUCCCCAGUCUGCGUCCUCCACCAGCCAUAUCGUCAAUAGCAGACUCCAUGGCAGAGGAAGAUGCCGAGAUUCCCGUCCCUGCAGAGACCCGGAGUGGCAGCGACAGUAGAGCGUCACCAGGACCGGUGUUGAACGCUCAAGAGGGUCUGGGAGGCGCAUUAGCGGGUCCAGACCUCCAAAUGAUCAACCUUUCGCAAUCGACACAGGCAGAAGCUCCAGCUUUAGGACCGCCAUCGACAGCAGAUACAGCCCAGCAACCACCAUCACAGCCACUCUCGACCGACCCACAAGGGUCUGGCUCAUCAGCCCAUCCUACCGCUCCUAUGUCGAUGCAGACCGAGAUUCGCAAAGCAGAGAACGAACAGGUAGAGUCGGAAAAGUCGCGGAAGAAAAAGGAAGACGAGGAGAAGCUGGCCCAGAUCUAUGAAGGGCUCGACUUCGAUGGUUUGUGGUCCAAGCUAAGUGAGAGCUUGAGUAGGAUGGAGGAUGAUUCGAGCGCAGCGAUGAUCCUGCUACCCCUGAUAGAGAGUCUGAUGGUGGUUUCGAAGCAUGUAGCAACACCAGAGGCUGCGUUUGCUCUAGAGAACACCUCGGCUCGCGGAUCAGUGUCACCAGUCACAGAGACCAGACCGCCCCCCAAGACACCCCGGGAAGUGAUGUCCGAGAACUUCUUCACCUUCACAGAGAGGCAUCGCAAGAUCCUCAACACAAUGGUUCGAGCCAAUCCUUCUCUGAUGAGUGGGUCUUUCAGUCUACUCGUGCAUAAUCCAAAGGUCCUUGACUUUGACAACAAGCGCAACUACUUCACGCAACAACUGCAUAAGGGGAGGAGAGAGCAUUAUACCAAUCUCAAUCUGAGUGUGAGAAGGCAGUACGUCUUCUCCGACUCCUUCCACUACUUUGCGCGUCACAAUGGUCCGGAGAUCAAACAUGGCAAGCUCAAUGUGCGCUUCUACAAUGAAGAGGGAGUGGACGCCGGUGGUGUGACGAGGGAGUGGUUUCAGGUCCUUGCAAGGGCGAUGUUCAAUCCAGACUAUGCCUUGUUCGCUCCCUGUGCGGCAGACCGGACGACAUAUCAACCCAAUCGAGCAUCGGAGAUCAAUCCGGACCACUUGGCUUUCUUCAAGUUCGUCGGAAGAGUCAUCGGCAAGGCCAUCUACGACGGCCGUCUACUGGAUGCCUACUUUACACGAUCCUUCUAUAAGCAUAUCCUGGGCAAGAACGUAGACUACCGCGAUCUAGAAGCCGUCGAUCCAGAGUACUUCAAGUCGCUCGAGUGGAUGUUGCAGAACGAUAUCACAGAGGUGCUCGAUCUGACCUUCAGCGUAGACAAUGAGGAGUUUGGUGAGACGCAAGUAAUCGAGCUGAAGCCAAAUGGUCAGAACAUUGCCGUCACCGAGGAGAACAAGAUGGAGUAUGUCAAGCUGGUGACAGAGCAGAGGUUGACGUUGUCGAUCAGGAAACAGAUCGACGCCUUCCUCGAAGGCUUCCACGAUGUCAUCCCACGCUCCCUAAUCCGCAUCUUCUCCGAGACCGAGCUAGAGCUUCUCAUCUCCGGUCUACCCGACAUCGACGUCGACGAAUGGCGCAACAACACGGAGCUACACGGCUAUUCUCAAUCCGACGCCGUCAUCACCUGGUUCUGGCGGGCGGUACGAUCCUUUGAUCAAGAAACGAGGGCGAAGCUCUUACAGUUCAUUACGGGGACGAGUAAAGUGCCACUGGAGGGAUUUGGACAUUUGCAGGGUGUUAGUGGAGAUCAGAGGACCAAUAUCCACAAGACGUAUGGGAGCGAUCGAUUGCCUGCUGCGCACACUUGCUUCAAUCAAUUAGACUUGCCGGUAUACGAGAGCUUUGAGCAUCUAAAGAAGAGUGUGCUUCUAGCCAUCAAUGAGGGAGGAGAAGGGUUUGGCUUUGCGUGAUGGAGGGGGGUUGCAAGGCGAAUACAAGAGGGGAAGAGAGAGGGCAGAGCAGAAGAGUAGAGCUCGCUUGUCAUCAGCACUAUCACCACCAUCACCAUCACCAUUAUCGUCAUGAUCAUCAUCUUAUCAACAGCUCC